AUGAAUAUACAGGGUAUAAUUAACAGUUUCUUUUUACUCUUGCCAAUUACUCUUGCAAUAACUUCGGAUUAUGUUUUUGAGUUUGGCGUCGAUCAAGGCAACGUCAUUUAUAACAAAGAUGGCACAAUAUUUUUUUUGAAUCCAGUGACAUCUGUUGAAAUUCCAGUACCCGAAGGCGUUUCCGUUACGUACGUUAAAGUUACUGUUAACGCCCUAUCGCCUCCUAAAGUGGACUAUGAUAAUUUAUACCACAAAGUCAACGUGGGUAUAAGAUCCAAGAAGGGCAGUGAAAUUGAAACCGUAGGUGCUCGUGUAGAAGGAGACGUCUUAUCCUAUCAUUUUAAAUCGUACAUUCCCGUUUUCCGUAAAAUUCAAUAUGUGAUUGUAAAACCUCAAAGAAAGGACGUUGAAAAUAACUUUACGUACUUAAAAGUUGAAUACGUAAAUAAGAUUACAGCUAUAGUUGUUUUAUACAAUGCCACUAAGCAAAUUGUACUGUUCGGAUUGAGAUAUCCAUUUAUCCGAACCCCGUAUGAAAUAACCGGAUACUCCAGACUUCUAAAUUCUACUUCUAAACCUCUUAAUGAGACUAGUCUUCUAAAUUCUACUUCUAAACCUGAUGAUGAGACUAGUCUUCUAAAUUCUACUUCUAAACCUCUUAAUCAGACUAUACGUAGUUUCAAGUGGGAUCUACCAAAUCUGUAUGAUCUAAUAAAAGAUUUAAUAUAUUGA
Parnassius apollo (apollo) is the source of this 732-nucleotide messenger RNA. Lineage: Eukaryota; Metazoa; Arthropoda; Insecta; Lepidoptera; Papilionidae. The record is from the annotation of a GenBank genome assembly.